AUCGAAAGUUGCCCGCCCGGGACGAGGGCAGCCCCUCGCUUAUGCCACUGGUUCGAGUCCCGUCAGGUCGACGGGCGAGGAGGCGAAAAAGAGCGAGGCUCCGGCUGCGCCAGACGUGUGAACGUCACCCCUCGUCUCCGGUGGGGCAAGGGAGGGGACGGGGGGGCUUCCCCCUCGGAGCAGCCAGAGCGAUUGAUUUAUUGCGAGGCGAUGGACGGCGGUGAGUGACACGCCGGGAGUCGGCGGCCAGAGCAGAACCCGGGCCAACGCCAACGCCGCUGCCUCGCUCUUUUUUUCUUUUUUUUAAAGGGGUGGAAAGAGGGCGGUAAAAAAAGAGACUGUGGACAGAGAAACCGGCGGGUGUCCUGCCAUUCCCCCCCCCAACCGCGACAGCCUCCCAAAGGGAAAAAGGAAAGGUACGCCAACGAUCCUCGCUGCCCGAAGGGAAGGUUUUCUUCCGAAAGGUCAUGUGAAUAGCAGACUUGUACAAAUAUUAUUACUUUUGUCCUCACGUCGCCGGUGAAGAUGGAUUUCCUAGGCGGGGUCGCGCAGCAUAAACGCAUCACGCUCAUUAUAUUCCUGGAGUAUAUUAUUUCUGGCCAACUUGGAGCAGGUUCAGUGAAGCUACGUGCGUUCCGUUGUGAUGAGCACGCCUGCAAUCCUGCUGUGGGGAAUCUGGCGACAGGCAGAACACCAAUCACACUGACCACCUGUGGGCAGAACAGCACUGAAUUGUACUGUUUUUACCCUGACCACCGCCUCUUCCACCAGGCCUCCCACAGUUGUGGACAGCCCAGGUGCACCAAGUGUAAUGCCAACCAGCCUGAUAAUUCGCAUCUCCCCUUGGCCAUGACAGAUGACUUCUUCGUAAACCCAGCAUCCUGGUGGCAAUCUGCGCAAGGGGUACACCGAGAGGAAAUCAGGCUGGAUUUCGAAACAGAGUUCUACCUGACCCAUGUCAUUGUGGUGUUCAAGUCUCCUCGGCCAGCAGCCAUGGUGCUGGAGAGGUCCCAGGACUAUGGUCAGACCUGGAGGCCCUAUAAAUAUUUCUCUGUCAACUGUAUGGCCACUUUUGGUCUCCCAGACGAUGCCACGAAGGAGGGAUCUCUGUGUACGUCCAGGUAUUCAGAUGUGGUGCCUUGCACCAGGGGAGAGGUGAUUUUUCGUGCCUUAACUCCUGCUAAUAAGAUUGAAGACCCCUAUAGUCUAGAAGCACAAGACCUCCUGAAGCUCACCAAUUUACGGCUCUUGCUAUUAAAGAGACAAGAGUGUCCUUGCCAAAACUCAGGGUGGCCCGAAAAACCCCACCGGUUCGCCCACUAUGCCAUCUAUGACCUCAUUGUCCGUGGCAGCUGCUUUUGCAAUGGCCAUGCUGAAGAAUGCCAACAUGCCAAUGGAACAGGUGCCGAUAAUGUGGUCCAUGGGAAGUGCGUGUGCAGACACAACACUGCCGGAGACCAUUGUGAGAGGUGUGCGCCAUUAUACAAUGACCAGCCAUGGGAGCCUGGCGAUGGAAAAACGGGGGCACCGAAUGAAUGCAGAAAGUGUCGCUGCCACAGUCAUGCGGAGAGCUGCCAUUUUGACCUGGGUGUUUGGCUGGCAUCUGGAAAGCGGACCGGAGGUGUCUGCGACAACUGCAAGCACAACACAGAGGGUUACCGGUGUCAGCGGUGCAAGCCUGGUUUUUACAGGGACAGAGGAAAACCCAUGUCUUCCCCAGAGAUUUGUAAACCCUGCUCCUGCCAUCCUAUGGGCUCAGUCAACAUCACCCUGAACCCGAAUUGGAAAUGCCAUCCAAAGACAGGAUUCUGCUAUUGCAAGCCAGGUGUUGCAGGCCCCCAGUGUGACAGAUGCCUCUUGGGGUAUUGGGGCUUUGGGGAAAAUGGAUGCCAGCCUUGUGACUGUGCUAGAGACUGUGACAAGCAUACGGGAGAAUGUUUGAAUAGUUUUGACAGUCAAGCUUUUUUCAAUAUUCCUAUUGGUGGGAGAAUCCCUGACCUCAUUCAUACACCAGCCAAUGGCAGUGAAGAUGACUGGCAAUGGAAUAACAAUGAACAGGGGUUUUCUGCUCUAAGACAUCCAGAAAAGUGUGUGUGCAAGGAAAGGAUACUAGGAAGUGUCAGCAGUUUCUGCCAGAUGAAAUACGCUUACGUGAUAAAAGCAAAGAUCCUCUCCGCUCAUGACAAAGGAACCCAUGCAGAAGUCAUUGUGAAGGUAAAGAAGAUUCUGAAGUCGGGCAGAGUGAAAAUCAGCAGGAGUAACAGAAGCAUCUAUCCAGAGUCCUGGACUAACAGGGGGUGUACGUGCCCUAUCCUUAACCCUGGUGUGGACUAUCUGAUAGCAGGACAAGAGGACACGCGGACCAAUAAACUCCUUGUGAAUAUGAACAGCCUGGUGAAGCCCUGGAAAGCUCAUUGGGGGAAAAUCGUAGCUGACAUGCUUCGAACUGGAUGCAAAUAAUACUUUCGUUCAAAGUGGAAGUCAUGAACUUUACACAUCUUAGUACUAUUGCAGUGGAAGGCCUAGUUAGUUCUCUUACUGUCCAUCAAGACAUUCCCAGCUAAAAAGCAUUUAAAAGCAGAUUCACGUUGACCCCUCCUGUUAUGUGUUUUAGACAGGAAUCUGAUGCUGCCCUUUCUUCUCAAACAGCAACCUACCGCCAUUCAUAAACAUACUAAAAAAAAACCAUCAGUAUUUAAUGAACGUUACAUGCCAUUGCCUUCAUGGUUAUCCAGAGCUUAUAUACAUACAUAUUCUGGCUAAUGCCAGUUUCACAAGUAAUAUUACCAGUUUGCUGCUUUUAUGAACCAGCCUAAUGUACUACUAAUGCAUCGACAUAUAGCCUUUGCACUAAACGGACCCAGUUCUGUGAGGCUGUUUUCUGGAAGGGCCCAUCAGGGACAAAACACUACAGAGCUGUAACCUGCUCACUCACGUUGGCCCACCGUAUGACUUUUGCUUACCAUGGCCACACUUUCUCCUUUAAAGGUAGCUGUGCAGACACAGUGAAAAUAAUGUUUAGAGCCUUUUGGAUCCAUAGUGUUAUCUGCCCUGUUGACGUUUGCAUUGGAAGAGGAAGGAUCUAUAGAUGUAUGUUUUCUGUGUUCAUAAUUAACUGUAAAACAGGCAGAGCCUGUGAGAAGGGAUGGGAGACUGACAAGGUGCUCAGGACUUAGUUCGCCAUGGAUUUUGUGAAGAGGUGGGCAUGGCUAGGAUCCAAUCCUGCAGGCAGGAAUCUCCACGGACUUCUUCUUCUUUUUCUAUAGACCCUGUGGGGGAAAGGAGUGGCUGGAGACCUAGAAAUUACAAGUAAAUCAACACUUUGUAAUGGGUGGGGGCAUUGUUAUUAAUAUCAGGGCAUGUCUUCUGUGGAGCUCAAUUGUCUCAAGGUAUGCACUACCGAGACAAUACUUCUGAUUGUACACGUUUGCUUGCUUGCCGUUAUCAACGAUCUUCUCCCAGUCUGCCCUGCCACUAGUAUCCAUUGCACCACCAGACUUCAGGAGGAAUGCUGCCACCAGUGGCUGGUGCUGCAGCUCAGUAGUAGAGCAAAUGCUCUGCACAGGGAAGGUCCAAGGCUUAAUUCCUAUCUGUCUCCAGUUAAUGCUGGAAAAGCAUUGACCAGAAACCCUGGUGAGCUACUGCCAGGCAGUGCCAGACAAUAUUGGUUAGGUGGCCUGACUCAGUAUAAGUAAGCUUCCUCUCUGUUCCUAGAAUUAGGGGGGCAUUGUACAUUUUAAAAAAUUUCUUUGAUAAACAAGCCAUCAGCCUGCCAUUCUGUGUAUCGCAGCACAAUGCAUCCCAGAAACUGGCUUGAUUUUGGGUUUGCUGGUUGCAACAAAAUAUUUGUAAGACAGUGACGGAGCUGCUCAUUCAAAAGAAAUACUACCUCCAGGACCAGCCACGUGGUUAUUCUAAGCUAUUCUUUCCAAGCAGUAUCUGAUUCUUAGUCUUUGUUCUGCAAAUAUUUCAUGUAAAAAUAUUCAUAUUGCCAUUUUCUGGGUGGUAGCUGCUUGUUGUCACUUGCUUGCUUGCUUGCUCCAAACGUACGUAGUUCACCUCAUGUUGGGCUUCUCCGAGAGCUCAAGAUAAGGCCAGAAAGUGUUUCUUGCUGGAAAUUAAUGCUGAUGGUUGGCAAAGAUUCUGUUCAACGGAGGGCCAUGAAGAGGUCCGAAGUGUUAAACUUUAAAAAAAGGUUAUACUUUGUUCUAUCGAUUUGUGCUCUUUGAAGUGAUACAGGUGAGCACUGAGCAAACAUUCCCAUUCCUGACUGAGAAGAUGGUGGAUAUUACGGAACUGUCUGACCAAAACACUGUGCUCCAGAAAGUUAGGAAGGGUGUCAUUUGUGGUUCCUUAUCAACUAGUUGGGCUCUACUGACUUAGUUAUAUGAUGUACAGCAUAUGGAUAGCUGUGGUCCAAAUAUUCCUGUUUCUGUCUUCCUCGCCUGACCCAACUUUUCUAAAUCUGACAAGUCUGGUACAGUGGUGUAAAAAGGCUGUGACUAUAUUGGGAGAGGCUCAAGCAGUGAGGCAACAAGCUUUCACCUGAACUUGUUGCAGGUUUUCCACCAAUGGCUUGAGCUUUGUGGCCCAUUCCCACUUGUGUACCAUAAUUUGCCCACAUUUUUAUUCAUUCUGGGCACAUUUAUUUCUUCUUUUCCUUGAAGCACUAGCUUGAUUCUAAUGAGCAAACCAUGUAGAACAUUUUUACUGCAGUGUUGCAGCAAAGUUGAUGUGUCUACACGCAGUUGUGAGUAAAUGGUUUGAAUGAGUGGCUGUCCACAGAAACCAUAACAUUUGAGAGCACCAUCCUUUAAAGGACUAUGACACUUGAAUCAUACUUUGUUUUCACUAUUAAUAAAAAAAAAUACCAUCCCUUAAAAAAGGGAGGUGGGAGAAAAUACAGUUAGCAUUUGUCAGCACUCACCAAGACAUAGUAGAUGUUGACCAAACUGACUUCAUAGAAGUUCCUGUUCUGUGUCAAAUAUUCAUUAAAAGCACAUUUUUCCUCCUUUGGGGGAAUAGAAUAGGCAUUGUUUAUGUAUUAACUGUCCUAAAUAAUUCUGAUGGAUGUGAAGACUGUAAUCCAGAAACUGAACAAGUGGAGUCCAGUCCAGACAGUUGUCCAUUGCAGGCCUAGAUGUGUGCCAGGCACCAAACAAAAGAUGAAAGCCACUUGCACACUUGCCCUUAUUUUUAGAGAUUUUUGCAAGAGGAUUUUGGCAUAUGGCAUUUGUUCUGUAUGCCACAGAAAAACGAAUGAAUCCACCUUCAGCUAAAAACAUAAGAGCUAUAAACUAAGGGAACAAAGUGCCUGGUGCCAAAUUCAGAUAACCCAUAUAUAAGUCAUGGCAUUUUUCAUAUUAUCGGUCUUGUCUUUUAUGUAGGAUCUGACAUGCACUUCAGGUAAUCUAUGAGCAGACGACAUUUCUUCCAGCAGCUCAGUUUCCAUUAAAAUGCUAAAGUCUAUUCAAGUACAUUACUGUAAACGCUACAUUUAUAUUAUAUUGUCUGAAUGUGA
Pogona vitticeps (central bearded dragon) is the source of this 5521-nucleotide messenger RNA. Its product is annotated as netrin-4. The record is from RefSeq and is a predicted model, not a curated record. Gene Ontology annotation, molecular function: protein binding. Gene Ontology annotation, biological process: animal organ morphogenesis; substrate adhesion-dependent cell spreading; axon guidance. NCBI's taxonomy places the organism in Eukaryota, Metazoa, Chordata, Lepidosauria, Squamata, Agamidae. Gene Ontology annotation, cellular component: laminin trimer.